AACCUGGGACAAAGAACAGUCUGGGCGGAACUGCUUCAGUUGCGAAACCUCAGCGCAGCCUCGGGAGCUGCAGGCGGGCCCGAGUCAAAAGCAGCUCUUUUUUGAAAAGCGGAGUACAGUAUUGGGAUUCUUGAAACCUGAAACCUAGAAACAGAAUCGAAGCGGAAACCAGAAGGAAAACCCUGAACUCCUCCAGACAAUUGCUUCCGGGGAGUUUUAGGAGAGUGAGGGGGGAUAAAGGGCCUGAGAGGAGGGCCCCACGGAUGGCGCGUCCCUGAGGGUCCUGGCGACUUCGAGGAGCGUGGGAAGGAGAGGACCCUACUCUCACCCUGGGCUGCAGGUCAUGGCCACCGUGGAGCCGAAAGCCCUCGGCAUUGGCUUCAAGUGUCUCUCUUUAGCCACUUUUGUGCUCAUCUGUGCCGGGCAUGGGGGACGCAGGGAGGAAGGGGAUCCAGCCUGCUACGGGGGAUUUGACCUGUACUUCAUUUUGGACAAGUCAGGAAGUGUGCUGCACCACUGGAAUGAGAUCUAUUACUUUGUGGAACAGUUGGCUCAUAAAUUCAUCAGCCCACAGCUAAGAAUGUCCUUUAUUGUCUUCUCUACUCGAGGAACAACCCUAAUGAAGCUAACAGAAGAUAGAGAACAGAUUCGACAAGGCCUUGAAGAACUCCAGAAGGUCCUGCCAGGAGGAGACACUUACAUGCAUGAAGGAUUUGAAAGGGCCAGUGAGCAGAUUUAUUAUGAAAACAGUCAAGGAUACAGGACAGCCAGCGUCAUCAUCGCUCUGACUGAUGGAGAACUCCAUGAAGAUCUCUUUUUCUAUUCAGAGAGGGAGGCUAACAGAUCCCGAGACCUUGGUGCAAUUGUUUACUGUGUUGGUGUGAAGGACUUCAAUGAAACACAGCUGGCCCGGAUUGCGGACAGUAAGGACCAUGUAUUUCCUGUAAAUGACGGCUUUCAGGCUCUGCAAGGCAUCAUCCACUCUAUUUUGAAGAAGUCCUGCAUUGAAAUUCUAGCAGCAGAACCAUCCACCAUAUGUGCAGGAGAAUCAUUUCAAGUAGUCGUGAGAGGGAAUGGCUUUCGACACGCUCGCAACGUGGACAGGGUCCUCUGCAGCUUCAAGAUCAACGAGUCUGUCACGCUCAAUGAGAAGCCCUUUGCCGUGGAAGAUACUUAUUUGCUUUGCCCAGCACCAAUCUUAAAAGAAGUUGGCAUGAAAGCUGCACUUCAGGUCAGCAUGAACGAUGGCCUCUCUUUCAUCUCCAGUUCUGUCAUUAUCACCACCACGCACUGUUCUGAUGGCUCCAUCCUGGCAAUUGCCCUGCUGAUCCUCUUCCUACUCCUGGCCCUGGCUCUCCUCUGGUGGUUCUGGCCCCUCUGCUGCACUGUGAUUAUCAAAGAGAUUCCUCCACCCCCUGCUGAGGAAAGUGAGGAGGAAGAUGAUGACGGUCUGCCUAAGAAAAAGUGGCCUACAGUAGAUGCCUCUUAUUAUGGUGGGCGAGGUGUUGGAGGCAUCAAAAGGAUGGAGGUUCGUUGGGGAGAAAAGGGCUCCACAGAAGAAGGUGCUAAGUUGGAAAAGGCAAAGAAUGCAAGAGUCAAGAUGCCAGAGCAAGAGUACGAGUUCCCUGAGCCUCGAAACCUCAACAACAACAUGCGUCGGCCCUCGUCCCCCCGGAAGUGGUACUCUCCGAUCAAGGGAAAACUCGAUGCCUUGUGGGUCCUGCUAAGGAAAGGAUAUGAUCGCGUGUCCGUGAUGCGUCCACAGCCAGGAGACACGGGGCGCUGUAUCAACUUCACCAGAGUCAAGAACAAUCCGCCCGCCAAGUACCCCCUCAACAACGCCUACCACACCAGCUCGCCGCCUCCGGCCCCCAUCUACACUCCCCCACCUCCUGCAUCCCACUGCCCUCCCCCACCCCCCAGUGCUCCCACUCCUCCAAUUCCAUCUCCACCUUCCACACUUCCCCCGCCCCCUCAGGCCCCACCUCCCAACAGGGCACCACCCCCGUCCCGGCCUCCUCCUAGACCUUCUGUCUAGAACCCAAAGCUCGUGCUCUGGGCAGUCUCAGAAACUUUAGGGAGGAGGCUCCUCUGUGUUGUUAGAGCAAGUCUUUCCAGUUAAAGGAGGCUUCCAGUUUGGAAAUCAGUGGUGAUAAAGCCCAGUGGUGAUGUUCACACACUUUAAAAUUUGGUGUGUAAUGCCAAUAUGCCGACAAUUGUGAUCCAUGGAAAGAAACCGAAAUUUUAAAAUGCCUGAAAACAAAUGAGGCAACUACAGUCACAAUUAUAGCCAGCCAGACAUCACCUCUAGAAGGUUCCAGAGACAAUGAAACUGCUGAGAUGCUCUAAAUGGGAAUGUGUCUUGUGGAAGACCAAUAAGAAAUCAUUUCUCUGAGAGUGAAAUGCAGAGUCGGAUAAGAAAUAACAUUGCUGAGUUUCUAAUGCUGCUUUUCCUCCUCCAAUCCAAUUCCAUCAUUUAACCGUGGACCUUGGCCUAGGAACCAAGGAAUCCUCACCCCUAUGCACCACCCAGGAAGGUGGAAACCCUUUGCUGACAAUUUUGGGGAAAGCUUGAAAUGGCCACUGUGGCAAGAAACUCAACAUCAGACAUAUCCAAAACCAUGUCUUACUGAGAUUUUCAGAGGAGUAAAAAUAUGCCACAUUUUCCUUUCAAAUUCUCCCAAUUUCCAAGUGAGGAAGAGAGCAGGUGUUUACUGAUGGAAAAAGGUAUGUAGCCAUGUUGCUGUGUAAGUGAAAUCAGGUGUGUGCAUUGACAAGGGACCUGCUGAUGGGAGCAUCCAACAGUUUCUAAAACCCACAGGCCAUCAGCAGCUUGAGGUGGCUGGCUUUGGCCCAACGUAAUCCCCCAAGCCACAGACAACACAUUGUCGACAAGCAACCUGUUAAUGAUUCGUGUUAAAAAUCAAGGUUUGGCUUUGGUUUAAAUCACUUCAGAUAUGAAGAAGUGAUCGAUCCUGUUUUCCAGAGGCAAAUGUGAGUUGAUCUUCCCAAAAUGGCACCACUCACACCUACCACACAAUUUCACUGAUUUUAUUUUUCUUUCUUGGUAGAGUUAUGUAUCAGAGACUUCUAGGUAGAGCUGAGAGACAACGGUCCUGACAUAAUCAGAAAACUAUCUCCAGGUUCUUUGAUUAACCCCAAACAAGGCAUGUAUGUAGAUGCAAAUAGAUUUCUCCUUGGCUUUUUAACAUACUCACAAUUUAUUAUCAGCUGUUGACCCAGAGGCAUACACCAGAAAUGCUCAGCCUGAAAUUCCCACCAUGCGAGUCUCCCGCCUGAGACUCACUCCAUUGUUCCAAGUCUUUCUGAAUCUGUUGUGAGCAGUAAGCCCUAUCAGCACUUUGUAAACAUUGGGCCUCAUCACCCAAGGGUGGAAACGGUCAUUUUCCAGGGCCUCCUGCACCAACCUAUUCAAAAUAAUUCUCCCCCCUCCAGCUUUCCACAGGUCUUAACAUUACUCUCCCAAACUUUUUAAAUAUUUUCAGGAACAAAGCACAAUCAAUAUAAAUAUAAACUUAGUGCUUUGGGCCCUGGUCUCCAAAGAUCCUUCCAGAACAAAUCAAGCCAGACUCAUUCUUUCACCUUACUUACUACAGAGACAUAAGGACUUGGCAUGCAUUCCAUUAACACCAAUUCUUGUAGCCUCAACAGACAUUGCUUAUCAAUCACAGCACUAUUUCCCAUGGAGCCCUGUGAUUUCUUCACAAUCUUCAAAUCACAACUCCAAACAGCCACCACUCAUCAGUCAGAAUUGAGAGAGAGAUGAGCCCUAUUUGUCAUCGCUAGGUAGAAAACAAAAUAAACAAGGAUUGCAUGGGGUGGUGGGGCCCGGGGGAACCCUUGGGCAUAAAAGGUACAAUCAGGGGAACAUGGAUCUGGGCACACUGCCUGGACUGUAGGCACCAAACCUGCAGUGCCAAUGCCAAACUGGCACUCCCCCACGUGCACCGAACUCAGCCCUUCUCCCAGCCUGCUGCUUCCAGAGAAUCCCCAACUAUUCUCCUAGAGCUAAAAUCAGAAGUAUUUUCCAAGACUUAUGAAAGCAACCCCCCUCCCCAACCUGGCCCAUAUUGUCUAUUUUUAGAAUACUAGGCUUCUUCUUUAGGGUAGUCCUUCCUGAAGUGGGGACCAGAAUGUCUCGGCCACCUGCAGGGACACUGCUGGACUCCAGAAAACCAUUCCAUAGAAGAAUGGGUUCCCCAGGCUCCCAGUGUAGAGCUGUUGAGCCCACGACAACUGUUUUGACUGCUGGCAGUACAGAACAGUCCACCCCACACCACUGCUGCGUGACUCACUGCAUGCGGCCCAAAGAAACGUCAAGCCCAGAUGCUGACAUUGUUAUGAAAAAAGAUGGUGGGCAUCGAGUAAGAAUGCAGCACUCGGGACCUCAGGGGCAUGGCAGUCAGAGGCCCAGUGCAGUUUCUGGGAUGUUUCAGUGAACUUUUUGAUGAAAUAGGGAACUGCAAAUAUAUGAUGAUUUUGAAGAGGAUUAGCAGAGUGUGUCCUUAAAACUGACUCAUCAUGUCAUCUGUAGUCAUUUGGAAUUACAGUUGGAAAAGAAAAACACCUAUACUGUAUGAAUAAGGCAAUAUUUUAAUAGUAGGCUAUUACAGGCAGAAAAUUCUUUAACUGGUUUAUAAAAUCUAUCAUACUUGUAUCAUUCCCUGUAAAAGGCAGCAGACAUAUGAUUGUGAUCAGGAAACUGCACAAAAUUAUUUUUUAAACCCCUAUGUUAUUGUCUUUGUGAAGUUUUUUUAUAAUAAAACCCAACUUUUGUUGUAUAUAUUCGUAUUCCAUGUGUUAGAUGGAAGCAUUUCCUACCCAGUGUGAAUAAAAAGAACAGUUGUAGUAAAUUAUUAUAAAGCCAAUGAUAUUUCAUGGCAGGUUAUUCUACCAAGCUGUGCUUGUUGUUUUUUCCCAUGACUGUAUUGCUUUUAUAAAUGUACAAAUAGUUACUGAAAUGACGAGACCCUUGUUUGCACAGCAUUAAUGAGAACCGUGAGGGGUCCUCUCUGUUAACAACACACAGACAGUUUCUGGCCUGGAGCAUAGUACAUAUUCCAGUGAGACAUAAGGCCUCUCUUUUCCCAAGGUCAAGAACAGAGAUGGAGAACAAAUUAAUGAAUAGUCUUGGAUACCUGGCCUUGAGUAACUUCAUUGUAAGUAUUACCAGAAUGAGCAAAGAUGAUCUCAAAAUUUCAUACACACUAAAGUCCAAACACUGUGUCAGAUGAGGGAAACCAUCAAAAAAUCAGACAAAAAGAAUUAUUAUGAGAUAAUGAGCAACAGUUUCAGCCCAGAUCUAAUUCAAUAAAAAUAAUUAAUGCUGUGUAAAAUGGGUUGAAUUAGUUCGCAAACUAUAUAAAGUUAUGUGCAGUAAGAAGUCUGUUAAUGCACACCAGAUAGGAAUGGGGUGUUCUCGUCAAUUGCCUUUUCUAGUUAUCUGAGCUCUGCUAUAUUAUCAUACUUGGAUAACCAAUUUAAAAGAACUAGAAUAUGAUUUUUAAUACACUUAACAUUAAACUCUUCUUCUAAUUCUUUCUCCUUUCUGUGAUAAUUCAGAAGACAGUUAUGGACCUCCAGCGCCUCUGAGUCAUUGUUAUAAAAAAUUCAGUUAUCGCUAUACCAUGCUAUAGAGACUGGGCUAAACCUGUACAAUGAAAACCCUGGUUGCUUUAAAAAAAAAAAAAACAAUAAACUCUUAAAA
This is a messenger RNA of Phyllostomus hastatus (greater spear-nosed bat), 5728 nucleotides long. RefSeq names its product ANTXR cell adhesion molecule 1 (gene ANTXR1). The coding region runs from base 344 to 2038 and encodes 564 amino acids. Gene Ontology annotation, molecular function: signaling receptor activity. The record is from RefSeq and is a predicted model, not a curated record. Lineage: Eukaryota; Metazoa; Chordata; Mammalia; Chiroptera; Phyllostomidae. The transcript has 18 exons. Gene Ontology annotation, cellular component: membrane.